UCAAACCCGCUGUCAUCAGACGCAGGACGUGAGAAGAAGGCUAUCCGCAAUCCACAUUCGUUUGGACUUCCCUUUUAGAAAAUAGCACGUGUCGGCGCUGUCAACUUGCCUAUUAUCACAUUAAAAUUGAAUAGCCGAGAGAUAUAACAGCACAAUGCCGUCUGAUGCAAAGAAACGUGCACAACAAAAGAAAAAAGAGCAGGCUAGUAACCGAAACAAAAAACCCGUGGCAAGAGUGACGGCUGACGAGAAUGGAACCACGACAAAUGGCUCUGUCGAUCGUGAAUUGACUGCUGAAGAGGCAUUAUGUUUGAAGUUAGAAGCCGAAGCCAAAAUGAACUCGGAGGCUCGUUCAUGUACCGGAAGCCUUGCAGUGCACCCACGCUCCAGGGAUGUCAAGAUUGCAAAUUUCUCGAUCACAUUUUAUGGCCAUGAACUUCUGCAAGAUACACUGUUGGAGCUGAAUUGCGGACGAAGAUAUGGUCUUGUUGGGCUUAAUGGUUGUGGCAAAUCAUCGCUACUCUCGGUUCUCGGACGUCGCGAAGUGCCAAUACCUGACCAUAUUGAUAUUUUCCAUCUGACAAGAGAAAUGCCAGCUUCUGAUAAAACUGCUCUGGAAUGUGUUAUGGAGGUGGAUGAGGAAAGAAUAAAACUCGAGAAAUUAGCCGAAGAAUUGGCACACUGCGAAGAUGAUGAAUCGCAAGAGCAGCUGAUGGAUAUCUACGACAGGCUGGAAGACCUGAGCGCUGACACGGCUGAAGCUCGUGCUGCUAACAUUUUGCAUGGUCUCGGCUUCACUAAAGAAAUGCAACAGAAAGCAACUAAGGAUUUCUCUGGAGGAUGGCGCAUGCGCAUUGCAUUGGCUCGUGCUUUAUAUGUGAAACCGCAUUUACUUCUGUUGGACGAGCCAACCAACCAUCUUGAUUUGGAUGCCUGCGUCUGGCUUGAAGAAGAACUUAAAUCAUAUAAACGUAUUCUGGUGCUAAUUUCUCACUCCCAGGACUUUUUGAAUGGUGUCUGUACCAAUAUCAUUCACAUGAAUAAGCGUCGUCUUAAGUAUUAUACUGGUAACUACGAAGCUUUUGUGCGAACGCGUUUGGAGUUGCUUGAGAACCAGAUGAAGCAGUACAACUGGGAGCAAGACCAGAUAGCUCACAUGAAGAAUUAUAUUAGCCGUUUCGGUCACGGAUCAGCGAAGCUCGCUCGUCAAGCUCAGUCUAAGGAGAAGACUCUGGCUAAGAUGGUAGCCCAAGGUCUCACUGAGAAGGUAGUGGACGACAAAAUACUGAACUUUUAUUUCCCGUCUUGUGGGAAGGUACCACCGCCAGUUAUUAUGGUGCAGAAUGUGUCAUUCAGAUAUACCGAUAGUGGACCUUGGAUCUACAAGAACUUGGAGUUUGGUAUUGAUUUAGAUACAAGGAUUGCUCUUGUCGGCCCUAACGGUGCCGGUAAGUCCACUCUGUUGAAACUACUCUAUGGAGAUUUGGUGCCAAGUACAGGUAUGAUACGUAAGAAUUCUCAUUUACGUAUUGGACGUUAUCAUCAACAUUUACAUGAACUGUUGGACCUUGAUUUAUCUCCAUUGGAUUAUAUGAUGAAGCAGUUCCCUGAAGUGAGGGAACGUGAGGAAAUGAGGAAGAUCAUCGGAAGAUAUGGUCUCACUGGACGUCAGCAGAUAUGUCCAAUGCGUCAGUUAUCCGACGGACAACGUUGUCGUGUCGUUUUCGCGUGGCUCGCGUGGCAGACUCCCCAUCUCCUGUUACUCGACGAGCCGACCAAUCAUCUUGAUAUGGAGACUAUUGAUGCCCUCGCUGAGGCCAUUAAUGACUUUGAUGGUGGCAUGGUACUUGUUAGUCACGACUUCAGGCUCAUUAAUCAGGUCGCUGAAGAGAUUUGGAUUUGUGAGAAUUCAACAGUAACAAAAUGGAAUGGUGGCAUUCUGAAAUACAAGGACCAUCUUAAGUCGAGGAUCAUGAAAGAAAAUGCCGAUAACGCAGCGAAAAUACGCAAAUAAUGUAGUUAAUGACUUAGAAACACUUUUAAACGUAAAUUUAAUUUGCACGUCUUGCUUAUAAGCACAAUUACCAAUAAGCGCUUACGAUCACGUCUCCACUUAACACCAGUUGGAAAUGAAUUAAGGGCUUUUUUUUAUUUAUAAAAAUAAAUUUAUUACCAGCAAAUUAUUAUUUACACUCCUUGUACGAAAGCGGAGCGGACACAAAACACAUUCCUAUACAUUGGAAAAGACUUGAAUAAAAAAAUGAUUGAUUUAAAUUGAGAAAUGACAGAUAAUUUCGUGACUCAAAAGUGUUUUAAUUCCAUUUUAAUUCCGCUUCGUUUUUACUUUUUUUUUAUCUUAAAUAUAUGUCAAAAUUAUCUUAUGUAAGGGAACUAAUUAUACAUUUCCCAUUCACCAUUUUUUUUACUUUUAGUUAUUUUAGGGUAUAGUGGUUGGAAAAUUCAAUGUUUAUUUUUCAUUAAUUUAUAUACUUGCUUUUUAUAUAUAAUCAAAUAUGUUAAUUGUGCUUACAAGUGUAUAUCAUAUUAAUACUUACAAUCUAGAUUUUCAUUUGCAUCUCACAAUCAGGAAUAUAACUAAAUUAUUCGCUUAAAAUUAUGUCAAUCAGGUUUUUUUAAAUAACACUUAGACAAAAUGCAUGUUUGGUAUUGACAUUGUGCAAUACAUAGAUAUUAAUCGCAACUUAUAGGUAUUAGUACAAUUUCCCUAAUAGAUUUAUAUUAUCUAAAUGAAAUGUUGAUAACCCUUACGUAAAACAAUUUUUUUUUUAAAGUUAAUUUAAUAGCCAAAUUUUGUAUUUCAAUUUUUUUUUAAAAUAUCUAUAAACAUAUUUAUAUAUUCCGGUUGAAUGUGUUAUAAAGUAUUACGUUGUUUGAUUAUUGCAUAAGUAGCUAAUUUUACACAAUCUGUUUAAAAGCAAUCAAGCAAAAAUUAACAAUUGAAUUAAGAUAUUAAAUAAAGUAGCCUUUGUCACAUA
This is a messenger RNA of Papilio xuthus (Asian swallowtail), 2996 nucleotides long. RefSeq names its product ATP-binding cassette sub-family F member 2. Lineage: Eukaryota; Metazoa; Arthropoda; Insecta; Lepidoptera; Papilionidae. Gene Ontology annotation, molecular function: ATP binding; ATP hydrolysis activity. The coding region runs from base 155 to 2014 and encodes 619 amino acids. The record is from RefSeq and is a predicted model, not a curated record. The transcript has 12 exons.